AUGCGCGCGUGGAAUAGAACAGUUCAGUUCUGGCUUGCCAAUUUUGUAUAUAGACGAAGCGAUAGAUCAAUUAGAAUGUUCUACACUAUGUUAGUUAGUUCCUUUUGGCACGGAAUCCAUCCUGGAUAUUUUCUCUCAUUCUUAACCAUUCCUCUUUGUACAGCCGCAGAAGAUAAAUUAUUCAAUACAUUUACUAUAGAGAAUAGAACUAAAUUAUUACAAAUUUCGUGGAGUUUUAUCCGGACGCGCGGAUUUGAAUUUAUGGCUGCUGGCUUCCUACUUCUUGAUGGUUGGGAUACUUUAAGACUUUGGGGAAGAAUGUACUUUUGGUUGCAUUUUGCUAUGUUGUUCGUAAUUGUGGCAACUUAUUUACUAAAAAGUGAGCCAAAUACAAAGCAAAAAGAUCAACGAACAAAAUUCCCGUCUAACGAUGAACAAAAAAUGAACUGA
Meloidogyne enterolobii is the source of this 450-nucleotide messenger RNA. Lineage: Eukaryota; Metazoa; Nematoda; Chromadorea; Rhabditida; Meloidogynidae. The record is from the annotation of a GenBank genome assembly.